This is a messenger RNA of Pedinophyceae sp. YPF-701, 2799 nucleotides long. Lineage: Eukaryota; Viridiplantae; Chlorophyta; Pedinophyceae. The record is from the annotation of a GenBank genome assembly.
AUGGCGGCGCUCGCAGUGGAGCACUCGUGCACCAUGCUGGUCCACUUCGACCGCCCCAUGAGCGUGAACGAGCUCAAGACCGCGCUCGAGUCGGACGACACGACGGCCAGGAUCGAAGCUCUUCGCAGGGUGAUCGCCAUGAUGCUGAACGGCGAGCAGCUGCCGCAGCUGUUCAUCACGAUCGUGAGGUACCUCCUCCCCAGCGACAACCACCAGAUCCAGAAGCUCCUGCUGCUCUACAUGGAGACGAUCAAGCGCACCGAUGCCUCUGGGAAGCUGCUGCCGGAGAUGAUCCUCGUCUGCCAGAACCUCCGCAACAACCUGCAGCACCCCAACGAGUACGUGCGCGGCGUGACGCUCCGUUUCCUCUGCCGCAUCCACGAAGAGGAGAUCCUCGAGCCCCUCGUGCCCUCCGUCAUCGCGAACCUCGAGCACCGGCACUCGUACGUCCGCCGCAACGCCGUCCUCGCGCUCGACUCCAUCGCGAAGCUCCCGAAGGGCGACUUGUUGCUCCCCGACAUCGGCGAAGUCAUCGCGAGCUUCCUGAGUCAGGAACAGGACCCCGGCGCGCGCCGGAACGCCCUCGCGCUGCUCACCAACCACGACAUGCCGCGCGCCACGGACGCGCUCCUCGAGGCCGGCGAGGGCCUCGCGACGUGGCCGGAGAGCCUCCAGGUGGCUGCGCUGGAGACGGUGCGACGCGCGGUGCGCAGCGACGCGGCGUGGAAGGGCCGCCUGAUCCCGCUCAUCCUCGCGAUGAUGCAGGCGCCGUCCCCCGGCGCGCUGUACGAGGCCGCGGGCACGCUCCUGCAGCUCUCGCACGCGCCCACGGCCGUGCGCGCCAGCGUCCAAUGCUACUGCCAGCUGCUGCUGAGUCAGUCGGACAACAACGUGAAGCUCAUCCUGCUCGACCGCCUCCACGAGCUCCUCGGCAAGCACCGCGACAUCGUCCGCGAGGCCCUGAUGGACCUCUUGCGGUCCCUGGCGUCGCCCAAUCUCGACGUGCGCGCCAAGGUCCUGGGGCUCGCGAUGGAGCUCGUGACGCAGCGCAACGUGGACGAGGUGUUCGCGGUGCUCAAGAAGGAGAUCGCGCGCAGCCAGACGCGCGGCGAGGAGGGGUCUGCGGAGUACCGCACGAUGCUUGUGCAGGCCAUCCACAAGUGCGCGGUUCGGUUCCCGGAAGUGACCGGGUCGGUGGUGCAGAUGCUGAUGGACUUCCUGGGCGACAGCAGCACGACGUCCGCGCUCGAGGUCGCGCACUUCAUGCGCGAGGUCGCCGCGACGAACGCGGGACUGCGCGGGAGCAUCUUCGACGCUCUCCUGGCGACGCUCGGGCAGAUCCAGUCGGGUCGCGUCGCGACGGCCGCGCUGUGGAUGGCCGGGGAGUUCUGCGACGGCCCGGACGCGGCGGUGCGCGCGCUGGACGCGAUCGACGACGCCGUCGGCCCGACGCCCAUCGCGGCGGAGAGCGAGGAGGACGCGGCGGCGCCGGGGGCGCCUGGCGGGCGGCGCGCGCAGCCGGCGACGAGGACGGUCGUGCUCCCGGACGGCUCGUACGCGACGCAGACGGUGCUGCCGGACGUGGGCGGCGGGGCGGCGCAGGCGCCGCCGCGGCACAACUUGCGGGCGAUGCUGCUCGCUGGGGAGUAUUUCGUGGGCGCGGUGGUGGCGUCGACGUGCGCGAAGCUGAUUCUGCGGCUGCGGGACGCGCGGCCGGGCCCGGAGACGAACCGUCGCGCCGCCGCGACGAUUCGCAUGCUCGCCGCCGUCGUGCGCCUCGGGCGCGACGAGGGCGCCGCGCACCCGAUCGACACGGACUCCGCGAGCGCGGUCAUGGGCGCAAUCGCGGCGCUGUCGACCUCGGACCCCAAGACCAGCGCCCUGUACCUCGAGACGGGCCGCAGGGCCCUCGACACGAUGCUGGCAGAGAAACUCCAGAGAGACGAACAGGAGAUGAGGCAGGCGGCGCGGGCGAAGGCGUCGGAGCCGGACGACGCGAUCGAGUUCACGCAGCUCCGGGCGCGCGCGGCGCAGCUGCCGAGCGAGGACUCGGACGCCACCGUCGACUGGGCCGCGCCGGCACCGAAAGCGGCGCCGCGGACGGUGCAGCUGACGGGGCUGUCGGACCCGGUGUACGCGGAGGCGCAGGUGACGGUGCACCAGUACGACGUCGUGCUGGACGUCGCGGUGACGAACCGGACGCGCCAGGUGAUGCAGAACGUCACGCUGGAGCUGGCGACGCUGGGGGACCUCAAGCUGGUCGAGCGGCCGCAGCAGCACACGCUCGCGCCGGACGAGCGCAAGCACAUCCGCGCGAACAUCAAGGUGUCGUCCACGGAGACGGGCGUGAUCUUCGGCAACAUCGUAUACGAGGCCAAGGGUUACGGCGAGCGCACGGUGGUGGUCCUCAACGACAUCCACAUCGACAUCAUGGACUACAUCACGCCGGCGACGUGCCCGGACGUCGCGUUCCGGAACAUGUGGGCCGAGUUCGAGUGGGAGAACAAGGUCGUCAUUAAUACCUCGAUCCGCGACGCGCGGCAGUUCAUCGAGCACGUCGUGGCGUCGACCAACAUGCGGUGCCUCACGCCGGCGUCCGCGCUCGAGGGGGACUGCACCUUCCUCGCCGCGAACUUGUACGCGCGGUCGGUGUUCGGGGAGGACGCCCUGAUCAACGUGUCGGUGGAGCAGCAGCCGCACGACGGCAAGCUGGGGGGGAGUAUUAGGAUCCGGUCGAAAACGCAGGGAAUGGCGCUGUCGCUCGGGGACAAGAUCACGCUGCAGCAGGCGCGCACGUGA